UCUUGCAUCACAGCGGGCACCCGAGCCCGUCUAUAAAAACGAGACGGCACGACACAGACGGGCCUGCUCCGAUCGGAACGCGUGAGCGACGGGCCCAGCUUCUCCACUUGGCCGACGUAGCCCCUGACGUCACCCCCGGCACACGUCUCUCUGCGGAGCCGUUGCCCAUCUGGGAUCGCCCCCCGGCCGGAGACUGGGCCGUACCGGCGACCCCAGCGCCGAUCACCUGCUCCCGGCACCAUGACGGUGUCUCUGGCUGUCUGCCUCCUCGCUGCUCUGCUGGGCACCGGGGCCGGCCUGCAGUGCGAGGUGUGCGCCGCAGAAGGACAUAACUGCUCGGGCAGCCUACAGCCCUGCCCCGCCGGGCAAGACUCCUGCGGCAUCUUCCUCACCGAAGUCACGCUGGCGGAAGUGAAGUCCCAGAGCAUCCUGAAGAGCUGCGUGACGUCCAGCCAGUGCAAAGCCGGCCCUGGCUCUGUGGAUUUUGGGUACCAAAUGACAAGAAGAGUGAGUGUCGCCUGCUGCGUGGGAGACGCCUGCAGAAACACCUCUGUGCCCCCGUUUGACGCCAAACCCAAUGGCCGGCGCUGCCGCGGAUGCUUUGUGAGCAACACUGAUCACUGCACCGAGCAGAUCAUCUACUGUAGCGGAGCCGAGACCCGAUGUAUUAAUGCUGCUGGGACCAUACUGACGGCAGUGGGAAAUCUGACGCAGUCCAUCCUGAAGGGUUGCGCUUCUGAGUCUGUCUGCGCCCAGUUAAAAGUGGGUCCAGCGACCGUCGCAGGAAUCAGUGCAAAUCUGACCACAGCCAAAUGCCUGGCCCAGGGACCAGCCAGGUUCCUCCUGCCAGCCCUCGCCGGCCUCCUCCUGAAUCUUCUCUCCCCUCUUCCAACUGCGACACCGUGCUGA
Molecule: messenger RNA, 909 nt
Organism: Pelodiscus sinensis (Chinese soft-shelled turtle)
Lineage: Eukaryota; Metazoa; Chordata; Testudines; Trionychidae
Source: RefSeq, a predicted model, not a curated record